This is a messenger RNA of Marchantia polymorpha subsp. ruderalis, 4636 nucleotides long. The record is from the annotation of a GenBank genome assembly. Lineage: Eukaryota; Viridiplantae; Streptophyta; Marchantiopsida; Marchantiales; Marchantiaceae.
AGCUCCUGAAUUGUCUGAGGUCUGUCCGCCGUCCGCCACCAGAGUGGUUUCGCUCUUCAGUUCCCGGGGUCGGGGUUGUAAUUGAAUUGUUUGGUACGAGUUCGAUUCCAUGGCCCCGGACCUUCAGCCUGGGGGGACCUCCUCGGGUUUGGGUAAGUGGGGGUGGGAGGCACAGGCCGUGGACUUGGGUACAGGAUGGUUUGCUCGCCUCGUUCCCCUCUUCCUCUUCCUCUUCCACCUCCAUCUGUGACGGGGUCGAGUGCAAGAGCGGAAGAGGAAAGAGACGCAAGUAGUUUGGGAUUAGAGGGCCGGCAAUUCGCCGAGGAGUCUGCCAGGACAGGAUGAACGGGACUGUGACGUCGUAGUGGAGGAUCAGGAGCCGGGAGUGCUCCAGCUCGAGAGAGAGGGUGGAGCAGAAGAAGAAGAUGGGCAGUGCACGUAAAUUUGUAGGAUUAGACGCGUACCGAUGCUGGGGCAACGAGAGAUUUCUUGCACGAGUUGCACGGGCGGACACGAGAAUGUCUGGAGCUCGAGAAGAUGGAGACAUGGAAGAUUCGCUGUGAUGCCAGUAUUGUGGUGAGUGAGGAGUAAUCCGGGGUUGCGUGAAGCUUGACACGGGUGAUCUAGGGGCGAAGAAGAUGCGGAGAUGGAGCCACAGGCGGCGUUUCGGGCCGUGGAACGAUAGGCAACACAGAUUGCAUUAGCAGGAAUGCCCCGGGGAGGAGAAAACUGUGGUUGGGCACUUAUGGCACACGUUUGCCAAUGCGCCGUUCGAGCGACACGAAGUUUUUGCAGGUGGAUGGGUUCGUGGAAGCAUGUGAGCUGGAGCCCCGCGAGGGUGCUAGCCAUGCAGAUUGCUUUUACAGCUUUGGGAGUUGUAGCAGCCGUGGGGGUGGGCCUGGUACUCUUCAACAUUUCCCUCCAGUCCCAGAUGCAGGAAUUCAAGCUUAAGUGCACCAAUCGACAAGAGAUUGUAAAAGCGGAACUGGCAAACAAUCUCAAUACUUCGUUCAUGAUACUCGGACUGCUGGCGAACGAGCCGGAUUUGAAGCAAAGUACUUGGCUCUACUUUACGAACAAGACGUUUUUCCUUCGGCCGAAUUCGCCGCGGAUAGCAUGGCUGAAGAGGGUGAAGCACGACGAGAGGGCUGCGUUCGAGAAGAAGGUGAACGCGAGUAUUUUGCAGAUAGACGAGAAUCUGACUGUGACGAGGAGAGUGGAGGCGCCGGAGUAUGCACCCAUCGUCCUGGCUUCCUUCGAGACGGCGCAGUUUCUGAUGAUGGAUUUCACCACAUUCCCCGUCGUCAACCGGUCCGUGUCGAACGCGCGCGACUUCGGCACCAUGGCCAUGUCGCCCCCGGACAAUUCCGUGGGCGGCGUCUGGCGGGUGGGCAACUAUCUGCCCUACUAUGGGGACGCCAAGCCCUCCACGGUGGCGGAGCGACGCGAGACCAUUCAAGGCUGGAUCGGAGUGUCGCUCGAGGUCGAGAAGGUGUUCGCAGCUGUGCUCAGGCGGUACCAGGACGAUGUGAGCAUGGACGUGGCUGUGAUCUUCACCACGAAGGACCGGCAGGACUGGCUUCCCAGCUAUAACUGCUCGUUCGACAGGCCCGUCUGCGAAAUGCCGGUCUACGAUCCGGCCCAGAAGGUCGGACACAGCAGCACGGCCUCCAUCCCUUGGACUUACGGGCUGCAGAGCUUCGAGCUCCGAUGCUUCGCCCGGCACAGCAUCAAGAUCCACGCCCUGAAGAACGUGAUCGGCUGGCCGCUGCUGCUGCUCACCGUCGUCGUGCUGUGCACCGUCAUCGUCUGGCUGAUCAUCCGGAGAAUGCAGGCCGUUCAAAAGCACGUGAGCGAUGUUGAGAAGAUGAACGCCGACCUGCGAGCGGCGAAGCUCGCCGCGGAAUCUGCCGACAGUGCCAAAUCAAGGUUCCUCGCCACCGUGUCUCAUGAGAUCAGAACGCCUAUGAAUGGAGUCAUUGGUAUGACGAAUCUGCUUAUGGGAACAGAGCUUACUUCUCAACAGCUGGAGUAUGUGAAGAUUGCGCAAGCCAGUGGCAAUGCCCUCGUAUCCCUGAUCAAUGAGGUCCUUGAUCUUUCGAAGAUAGAAGCUGGAAAGAUGGAACUGGAGUCUGUAGCGUUUGACCUCCGAGUAGAGCUCGAUGAUGUACUCUGCUUGUUCGAAGACAAAGUGCAUAAUAAGCAGCUCGAAGUGCUUGCGCUUGUACACGAUGCUGUGCCCAAAAUCGUCUUCGGUGACAACGGAAGGUUCCGACAGGUGUUGAUCAACCUUGUGGGAAAUGCUAUGAAGUUUACGAAAGAGGGGAGCAUUAUGGUUUGCGUAAGGGUUGUAGACCCGCACAGUAGCUCCAGCCUAUCCUCAGUAGAUUCUAGAGACGGAGAUGAUAAAAUGUCAACCAUGUCGUUGACCAAAGUUACUGAGCAUCCUGAAGAUUCCCUUGAGAGCCAUAGUUUCGAUUGGUACGUAGGCCAGAACAAUGUAAAGUGGUGCGGAUAUGAUGAAAGAGAAUGUAACGGAGCGUGUAGAAAUUAUGUGGCUCCUAGGCUUAGUAUGCAACGUGUAUCUUUUAGUGAUAAAGAAACUGUUAGAAGGUGGAGGAAUUGGACUCCCAGGGCUCCCACAAAAUGUGAAGGUUUCGCGGGUGGUGAAUUAAAACCAUCGGACCAGGGAACACUGAAGCUGAUAGUGUCGGUCGAGGACACAGGCAUUGGUAUUCCUUCGCAUCUCCAACAUCGUUUGUUCCAACCUUUCCAUCAGGCAGAUAGCAGCACAUCCCGAGAAUUCGGUGGGACAGGGAUUGGGUUGUCCAUCUCACAGAAACUGGUGGAACUAAUGAAUGGAAAGCUUACUGUGAGCAGUACUCCGGGUAAAGGUAGUGUGUUUGAGUUCACGUUGAAGGUUGAAUCGAAAGGAGCCGAGAGGCUGGAACAAAGCAAAGCCGAGUGGUCAGACUUUGGGGAGGAGAAACUGAAGGGAACUAGGGUUGUCUUGGUUGACGAACAUCCCGUUCGACAGGAAGUUGUUGCGAGUUACUUACGCCGUUUAGGAGUUGAAGUUGAAGGUGCCGACGAUAAAAGAACGGCCCUUGAGCUCCUUCAUAAGCAAGACAUAGCACCAUUUCAGGGAGUCAUUUUGGAUUUGCAGGGUAUGCAGUUCGACAUGGCCUUGGAACUCGUUAAAUUUCUGCGUCGUAGUCCCAAGCUGCAAAAAAUUGCUGUGUUGGCCGUCUCAACGCCUUUAAGUGCCGAGAAGAUGAAGGAGGUUCUUGAAGCUGGAGUUACUCAAACAGUGUUCAAGCCAAUCCGCCGCACUACUUUAGCUUCCGGACUUCUGCAGGCUUUAGGAAUCAAACUGCAUGCGCCUUCGAGGAAUGUGAAUACCAACUCCAAAAUGCUUGCUGAUAAGAGGAUGUUAGUGGUGGAUGACAAUCUUGUGAAUAGAAAAGUAUGCGCUGCAUUGUUGAAUCGCCUCGGAGCAACGGUAGAAUGUGUGUGUGGAGGGGAGGAAGCCAUGAAUUCUGUGAGAAACAAAGCGCCAGACAUGCAGUUCGAUCUUAUUUUUAUGGAUAUCCAGAUGCCAGAGAUGGACGGUUAUGAAGCCACUAGGAGGAUUAGGCAGUGGGAGAUUGAAAGCUGCAUUAUUUGUAGGCAUGCUCGUAGACGGAGUAGAAGUAGAUCCGGCGAUCUGGAAUCUGGCUCGUUUGGCUGCAGAGUUCAGGACGAACAGAUCACGCAAAUCAAAAAAUGCCCACACAAUCGUAUACCAGUAGUUGCUCUGACCGCUGAUGUUAUGAACGGAACCCAGGAUCUAUGCCUUAGUGCGGGAAUGGAUGACUAUAUCCCCAAGCCACUUGAUCAAAGACUGCUUCACAAGUUACUGGAGAGAUUUUUGAACAACGAGCUGUUGGGAGGAUCGAAGAGAUGGAAUCACACGUAGCACUCUGGUUUGUAGUUCGGCUUUAGUGUUGUACAAUUCCUCAAAGAUUACGAUGGAGCUGGUAUUGGACUGACUUUCGGUGUCUGGUUGCCACAAGUGAUGGCCUUAUCAACCACACCACAUCAACCAAUUGUGAAACUUUAGGAGAGAACUGGGCUGAGAACGUUGUGAUCUCUUCGUCUUUCUUCUUGUUUCACCAUGCAGAAUUCCAGGUGACUUGGAACUGCGCGGGAAUAGCGGAGUCAGCCUGUCAAAUCCACUAGUGUAGUUCAGGGUGUACAAUUGUCAGUUUCUUGUUGUAAUCUCGGUAAAGCUUCAACAAGCUUUGCACUGGGAGAGAACAAUUCCCUCCAUAUCCGAAUCACUCUUCGGUGGAUCCGGAAUCACACUUAAUUUCAGAGAGAAUUAUAUUUGAAUUUCAAAGAGGAUAAAGGAUCCCGAACAAUUCGUCAGAGUAGAGACACCAUGCAAAGGACUGUCUUUGCCUGUGUAAAGUUUUUUCACUGUUGGCUGACGGUGGAAGGUGGGUUAGAGAAGAGACCCUGUACUUGACCAUGUUUGUCCCAUGCUUAAGACAUGGGACUUGGGCACACUUUUUUGACGAGUAUCAUGUUUAGAUCUGAAAGUCACGGUGACAACCGACAAGAUCUUUUUUUAUAAAAAAAAUCUACCAUGAUC